GGGGCUUCAAACGAAAACGAGGUUCUUGAUUGGUCGCGCUAAAUUGCAAGAGGCUGAGAGAAAUUGUUGCUUUUUCACAAUGUGCAGGAAAAUUUGUGUUGUUGUGUGAUGCAUAUAUGCUUUAGAAGUGAAAGAUGUCUAAGGAAUUACCUGCUCCAAACCCAAGUGAAUUAGAUCCACCUGUUCAACCCAAGGUUGCGAAGGACCUGGCUGGCAAUUAUGUGUACUAUUUACCCGACAAGUCUACGACUGAGGCGACAGGGACAGCAGCGUCUUCUACCGUGAAUUAUUCCUUGUCUGCUCCCGUGGCGACAACACAUUGUAUGGAGCAAGUGAUCACACUCUCCCCCGUCAAAGGAGGGGCGGCAAAUGUGGUCACUAUAAAUUCGGGAAACAUCCUCGGCCGAAUUGAUGCUGACACUCUUAACUCACUUAAUCAGCUUUUGGAUGAAGUUCCUGAAAAUCAGGAUUCGUCUAUGAAGACUUUGAAGGAAAAGUUAAACACAGAGGAUGUUUUAACAGUAGAGAGCGCAAGUUACAAUUCUAAUCCUUUAGUGGGUUCCGUAAGUGUAAUGUCUUCCUCAGCAGGGAUGCAGACCAGCAUUCCAUUACCUGUUGUCAGCUCUUCCACUUCAUCAGUUAAACCCAGUACUCGGGACAUCUCCGUCUCCAGUAAUUCGCUCGGUGUAGUUAAUCCUGUCGGCAGUCUCAGUGUUACUGAAUUACCAUCAAUUACACAAUCUGUGAACCAAUCAAAUCCCAGUAUGGUGUCAGCUGACUUUUCUAAUAAUCAAAAUGGUAUUGGAACAGAAUUACUAUCAAUUACACAAUCUGUGAACCUAUCUGCAGUGCCUCCAGAAAUUGAUAAAAUUGAACUCGGUCACAAUCAAGAAAGUUUUCCAGUUCAGACAAAGAACUCGGUGUUUUCAGUUCCAUCAAGCUUGACUUCGAGUAUUUUGAAUUCAGUUUCAGUUUCUCAAACCAUUGAUCAAUCGUUAGUUCUGGAGUCCCCUGGAACCUCUGUGAAUAACUUAACAACAGAGGCUCUGAUAGUUCCUCGGGAUUUUUCUGAGCCCCAGCACCAGAGCACCAUCAGUCAGCUCUCUGCACAUCAGUCUGUGUUACAGAAUACAAUAUUGCCUCCAUUCCACUCGAUACAGUCCAACGUGGCCCUCUCCACUUAUCAGCCUGUCGAAGUGUUUUCCACACCAUCAUCUCAGUAUCAACAAAGCAUUAUGUCCACUCCAAAACAGGUACCUCAGGUGGAUAGAAACGCAGAUCAGAGACUUUCCUAUGUGGACCUCAAUCAAUCAACAGGUGAUAGUGUUCAACCCCCAGUGUUCCAACCGGAUGGAAGAUGUGUCGUCCCACAAAUCCUCACGGAUGUGAACAUGAAUAACAUCCAACUGCAGCAUACGGGGAUCCCCACCAUGUAUUCAGGUGUCGAUCAAGUAACUGUAAGAGAUUCGACUGAUACUCUUUCAGAGCAAAAUAAAUUCAUGUCUCAGAGUGUACAAACUUAUAGUAGAAAUGGAUAUUCACAUCAUGUGGGACUUCCAUUGCAGAGUGUAUCGAACCCAGGGCCUCUGUAUAAUGUAAACACUGUUCCAUCUACACCUCCACGUCACUCACAGGCGUACUCCUCCAAUCUUUCACAAUCUCUCAUUCCAGUUUUGUCACCAGCGAGAAAUACGUACAGGACCUCUCUUUACAAGUCGUCAUCGAAUGGAAGCUUUUAUCGCAGCGGAAAUUUCCUGUCAUCUACUGCGCCAAAUCCUGGACAUCAGAGUCUUCAAAGGCAUUCACAACCGUUCUUUUCACCCAGGCCACCGAGCGCCACCCAGACUUAUGGAUCAGACAAUUAUACGAUGUAUUUUCAGGGUGACGUAUCGCAGACAAGCAUGGCUAAAAGUGAACCCUCAAGUGGGCCGAACAUUCCUCGGAAGCUAAUGCCGAAGCGGCAGAUGUUGCAAGUGAAAAAACAUGUCAGCAUGUACUGGCCUGAUUUCUCCAACUACCCGGAAGUGUGCAGCUGUGACAAAAUUGAAAUGGGUUCCGAGAUCCAUAUAGAGCAGAUCUGGUUGCACAUGCAGCAGAUGUAUUAUCUACCACAGAUACAUAUUCUUGUCAUUGGAUGUGAUGAAUUUGUUGGCAUCUUAAGAGGCAAAAAGUAUUACAUUAGUGUGAGAGAGGUCAUGAUUCGCCUGAUCCCGAAAUUUCAGAAAGAGGUGCAGAGUUACUUGUCCGACAUGAAGUGCGAGAUGGACUUCAUGACCUUGGAAGAGUUGGCUUAUCUGAAGCAGAGAGGAUGCAUCGACUCAGACAUUCACGACAUAAUUUCAUUAGGGAGUUUACGAGAAUUGUGUAGAUGUCUAUUAAACAGACACUCCAGAUUGGAUUCAGAAACUAAUAAGCUAACAGAGGCCGCCACUGGUAUAUACUACAGAAAGAUCCUGGAGAAGCAUACCAGAUGCUCCAAGUGCGGGGGAGCCGUCAAGUGUUGUGACAACCUAGAUCGCUAUGAAGCCAUCGAUUGCCCUGUGGGAAUAACUUACAAGGAGCAAAAAAUGGCGCUACUUCAAAGGGAGGUUAUUGAAAGUGCAUUCGGCAGGAAGACAUCACUGAACAGGAGAAAUCCACAGCAGACCGCCAUCGAAAGUGAGAGGAUCCAUGUCGGACGCUUGUUAGUGGGGGGAACUCAGUUUAACACCUUUAAGAUCAAAGAUAAGUGCUUUAUUUCCCUGAAGGAAUUGGUGAAUUUUAAAUUCUCGACUUUACAAGUGCUUCAGAGCCGAUUGGUUAAUCUGCAGUCCCGCCCCCGUCCAGCCCCUUCCUGUGUGGAUAAGUACUUCAUCAAGAAGAACAUUGCAGUUUAUAACACGCUGUGGAUUGACACGGUGAUUGUCCGAUGUAUGUGUUGUUUGGGACAGCAGAAAACACAAAUGCCCUUACAGAAAUAUUUCAAGUUUGGAGACUAUGAAGACGUUUGGGAUAAAGAAAUUCACGGAUUGGAUGAUUGUGAUGUGAAUGGAGUAGUGUUUACACUUAAUCCCAACACUGUGACCAUCUCCAAUAAACGGUUCAUUCAGAGAAUCAAUCGGUCGGGACCUGUGUCACAUAGAGAGACCAUUACUGCGGGCCCUGGCAAAAAAAUUGAAGUGAAGCCAUCAACUACAACAAUGAGAGCCUUACCUGAAACUGUGGUGAGAACACCAAAUGGUACCGUGAAAUUUGCGACCAGACCUGCGUACAGGGAGUACCAAUGUAAAAGCAGAGGACCAAACCUAAAGAAAAUGAAAAUCUGUGAACGAAACUUAAUGGCCAAUGAGAACCGGAGUAAUGAUGAAGAGUCACUGGUGAAAAUGUCGGGAAUCGAGAGAGACGCGAACCUGGUGUGUUCUUCAUUCGGUCAGAACUUGACCGAUCAGAUGAGAGGAUUGACCAAACUGAGUCCUGAAAUGGAUAACACUACGGAAGAGUCCAUCCUGGAGAUCGCUGCUCGUGAAGCUAUGCUGAUGCCUGAGUACCUGAAUGAUUCGGAUGGAUUGGAGUAUCCGACCUCCGUGGAUUCAGUGAUUCAAGCCAUCGGCAUGGAAGAUGGACUACCCUCAGAAGAGUUUGUCAUUCAAGAGAUUGAGGAAGGAGGUUUAAAUCUAUUUGAUGGAGUUCUAAGUUCUAGUAUUUGCGGGGAGAGUGGAUCAAAGUUUGAUGAUAACUUCACAGACAGACAGACAGAUAAAAACCAGAUGUUGCUGGUGUCUCCAAAGAAGUCUUCACCAUUUAAUCAGAGGACAAUAACACACUCUGCAAAGACAGAAGACCUGCCGGAGAUGAAAAGAACAGAAAUUAGAAAGAAAAGAGUUCCAAAACGAUACGAGGAAUUUUUCCAGAACAGUAUACAUACCGUGCUUCAGAGUAAGAAUGAAAAACGGAAAGGGAACGGAUCGUGUACAACAAUCAAGCAUAAUGGUAAAACAUCCAAACAGAGGAACAAAGGCACGAAAAGUCAGCAGGAUGUACAGACACUUGUGAGCAGGAACGGAGUGGUGAAUCCAGAUAAAAUGGAGAGCAGGAUUCUGAAUGUCAUAAAACAUUCAGAAAUAGAGGGCAUUACAAAAAAGAACCAAGAAGAAGCUUCUGUCAACCCAGUCGCUAACCAUAAAAUAAAUGUGAAAGAUGGAGAUUCCAACAGCAAAGAGAUGCAUCUUAGUGAAAAUCUGUGUGGAUCUCAACAAAGCCAAAAUCUAGAUUUAUCUGCAACUCAAUGUGCUGUGGCUCCUAGUGAGAAAGUUAACGCCAGUGAAGGUGAAAAUGUCCACUGUGAGGAAAUAAGACCAAUAGAACUGAUGAAUUCCAAGGAAAAUUCACCGGAAGUUGUGAUUGAAAACAAUAUUGAAAGUUUGUGUUCUCCAAUAAAAAAACUGGACAAUGCUAGCAACACUGCCAGUCCAAAUGGCAGUUCUUCUUCUCCUCUUUCAGAUGAAGUGAAGUCGUCUAGAUUUAAGAGAGUUUACGAUAAAGUGGCAGCUUUAGAAUCAUCUGAAGAUGAAUAUAGGAUUCUCCAUAUGUUGGCAACUGUAGCUGAAGUUAUGACGGAGUCGGGGGAUGAACAAUGCAAUCAGAGUACUGGGUCAGGGGGGCAGCACGAGGAAUCAUGUGACCUACAUACUGAAAUUAUUAGUGAUAAGUGUGAUAAUGAGGAUACAAAUCAUGUGAAAAGUCUUGAUUUCAUGGGAAAAGUUCCAACAGACUCAUCAAAUUCAGAUGCUAGUUUAACAAUUCAGUCUGACAAUGUCACAGAGAAGGAAAUAUCAAGUGAUGACAAAGAAAGCAGGUCAUGUGACAGAGACGACCAAUCAGGUGCCAGAACAGGGCUGACUGAUGUGGAAGUGGAUCCUGUGAAGGAUACCGGUGAUUCCAAAAACAGUAUACCAGAAUUGUAUUCCACGUUAAUUUCUGACGAGGAGCUUUCUGAUGUUCCCCCACGUGUUCUGCCUGGGUUUGGCCCAGGUACUGACUUGUGGGAAAGGUUAUCAAAAUUCAUUAGUUCUGUAAACCGGUAUGUGGAUGUAAUACAGUCUCAGAGGGAGCCGGGAAUCCAGAGCAGUCGGAUAAGAUUCCUGAAGGGAGCAGAGCAAGCUUUCCCAGGUCUCUACGGAUAUAAUGAAAUCCAGCGACGAAAAGGAUUUGCCGUAUUGUUAAACCGUAUUUUGUAUCAUCAGGACGAACUUCUCAAGCAGGGUCUGGAGGACACUGUUGAUAAGAGUGGUUUGGAAAAACGGAGUGCCCCAAAAAACAGUUCUGUAAACAAAGCAGCCAAAAGGAAAAAGCUCUGCUGAGAGUUGUAUAUUGUGGAAGAAUGGAGAAAAAUGUUGAAGGGCCGUUUGGAUCUAUACAUACAGGAAGUCUGGAGUUGUAUGGAAUGACGCGAGAUGCCAUCCAACGUGUGGUGGGACGACGUCGUCCGGAGUGGGAUGUCGUCGUCCGGAGUGGAAUAUUGUGUAGUGCUCUUUAUCUAUGAUGCUGCCGGGGCCAAAACAUUUCAGUUGUUAGACAGCCUUGAAUUCGUUAUUAAUUGUUAACUAGUGGAACUACUAGUCAAUUUUGUUCUUUGAAAUGAUUUUUAUAGUGAAAUGUGGUUUUGUUUGAGAAUUUAUUAUUGAAGUUUAUUAGAAAAUUUUAAUACCAGUAUCUACCAAGGCAAUUUGUAAUUGCCUGCACUAAAUAAGAUGGCAUGAAUACUUACAAGUGUACAAGUAUGCUACAGGAAAUACACAGCAAUUUGUGAUGGUCGAAACAAAAGCAUGUAUUACUGGAAUUUACGACGGGAAUCUCACAUCCAAUAAUUGAUAUUGUUGUCUACAUUGUGUUGAUAAAUUGAUUUUUUUUUAAAUUGGAAAAGCUGCAUGAAACAAUAUUUUCUCGGGUUUUUUCCCCCAAAUAUUUCACUGUUAUGUCAAACGUUUUGCACUAUUUUGGUUAUAUAAGAUUGAUCUAUUUAAUUGGAAAGCUUUUUAGCCCUGCAUAUGUUGUGAAAGUUAAUCUUUAAUGGCAAAAACGUGGUGUUUUGAUUGAGCACACUAUUUUUAAUACUGUACAUUGGUAAACAGGGUUGCUUGAUAGCUUUUACUUUUCUUUGAUUGUAAUUCAUUAAACACAGUCUGCAUGCAAUGGCCUCCUUCUUACUAUUCCUUUGUUACUGUUGGUACGAAUAGUUUCUACAUUGUGUUGUUCAAUUUGCAAAAAUCAGUUGUUAAUAUUUUUAAACUUCACGGAAAAUUUCUGUAUGGAUGUUGAUAAUGUGUGCAUGUUUAUUUUACGUAAUACUUUGUGUUUGGACAUUUGAAUAUGUAUCCCACCUUUGCAUGAAGGCAUGACUAUCAAACUUCUCCAUGCUUUUCACAUAGAAAAAUGACAGUACAUUUGAAAGAAAGAAAACUAAAUCUGGAAUCUGCAUACAUGUAGCAUAGUACGAGAACAUUUUGCGACUUGCAAAUUUUUUAUUUCAGUGUAGAGGAAUCUUUACAAAUUAUAUUUCUUUGAAAUACAUUCAGAUCAACAUCCGGUCAAUGCACACAUUAUGUCAUGAGCUACAUUUGAAGAAAACAUUUUUUUUUUGCAUGAAUAUCUUUUUUAGUUAGGAGAUACAUAGGUAGUGGCCACGCCCCUAAAAUAACUGAUAAAUAAUAAAGAUUUCUUAAACAUGACAUCAUGAAUAUUCUUUUUUCACCAAUUAUUUAUGUUUUGCUAAAAACAUGCACUGUUUUCCCUUCCGUAAACAUGGAGCGCAUUUGAAAACCUGGUUACAUGUAAUUUUUCUAAAAUAGGUCAAGAAUAGAAAAAUUAAUCUUAUUCUCUCACUGUGCUCAAUAUUGACUGAAUUAAAAACCCUCUAAAAGUGAUGAUUUCUGUAUAGAAACAAUAAACCCAUGUAAACCAUCAAAUGCUUCAUUCAUCAAAUUACAAAAAUACUGUAUCAGUUUUAUCCCACAAGAAUUAAGAUUUGAAAACAAUAGAAAUCAAAUCAAGAAGACUUUAUAGGUUGAAAUCUUAAAGACUCUACAUUUAAGGGCCAAAUUUGAACCCAACGUAUGAGUAUAGUGAGAGAAAAUGUUUUAGUUUCUCUUGAACUCGCAAGCUCUGCAUGCAUUUUAUCAGCUGUAACAUUAACUGCAUGUUGUGUUUUAAAAAUCAUGCUUUUCUUGAUUUCUGGAAUUUCAGUUUUGAAGCAAUUAUUUUUAUUCAGAAUAAAAUUGAUGAAUCAAAUUUUUUUGUUUACAAAUUCAAAUUAGAAAUGUUGUUAUUUAUGAACAUGCAUGUAUAUGUUAAUUAAAUAGAAGAAAGGCAGUUUUUUUUAUUCGGUAUUGGGUAUUACAUUGAAAUCUGAAACAAGCUGCAGUCUAAGUAAGAAGAUAUUGAUUCUCCUGAAUGAAAUAACUCGGUGACUGUUAUCAAACUUAUCCUUGGUUUAAAAUCAAAUUCCUCAAUAUAUUUUGCAUAAUCCGAAUAACACUCUAACACACAUACUGGAUCAAACACAUACUGGAUCAAACACCGGUACUUAUGUGACGUGCAACAUAACACAUAAACAACAUUCAUUGGUGGUAUCCAGUUUGUAUUUGUGCAUACUGUUUUGUGUUAAUGAAGCUCCUCAUUUUCCGUAUAUACUCGCCCAUAAGUCGGAUUAUAGGCGAGUGUAUACGGUACUGUUACAUAUAGCCAUUGCAAUAAUCAUUUGUGUUUACUUUUCAUGUAUUUGUAAAUUUGAAUUUGUUAUAAAUUUGUGGCUUUCAUUUGGAUCAUGGUUGACACAAGGUACAUGAAUGCAUAGAAAGUUGUGAAGGUGUCAGCUUUUCUGUUGAUGUGAGUACGAAGGUUGUACAAGGUUAACACAGAAUUCACAUGUGCUUCAAUGUUUUCUCACCUCAAACUCUUUUCAAAAAAGAAUGUUAUUUGUUAAUUUCAGUGUAAGAUUGUUUAUAUUGUUUUGAAGAUGUCAUUGGUGCUUUUUUUUUUCUUCCUUCGUUUAGCUCACCCGAGUCUACAGCUUAAGUGAGCUGUUUAGAUCAAAUUUUGUCUGCCAUCUGCCCGUCUGAAACCUUUUUAUCUAUGCAUGUCCUGCUUUUCACAGACUGCAGUGUUUAGACAACUAGACGGUUGUUUAGGAGUUUGUUAUUUGGAACCAUGGUUAGAGCAUCGUGCUCAAAAUCACACAGCCCCUCACCUCUGGGCGGCGUGGGUUCGAAUCCCACCCGUGCCGGUAAGUGAGAAAGUUUCCCAAUUUUCUUUCGGAAGGUCAGUGAUCUCUUCCCAUGUACAUUGUAUCUGGGUUCUCUCUUCCACCAAUAAAAAUGGGUGCCACCAGAUAACUGUAAUAUUGUUGAGUGUGGCGGAAAACAGCAAAUCAAUCAAUGAUGAUGAUUUUUAAAUUUGCUCACAAAUGAUCCCCAUAGUUUAAUUAAGAAUUUGGAAUUGCUCAUAUGACUGUUUGAACGCCUUGACCUUGAUUACCUUAUUUUAACCUUAAAAGGGCAUGGACACAAAUUGAAUUGAAAAUUUUAUUUUCCCAAUUUUAAUGUAAAGUGUUUCUAAUGAUCAGCCAUGUUUUUGUUUACAUAUACAGUGUUUAAAAGAAAAUACCAUGUAUAAAACAAAAUAUGACAAUGCUAGAAACUGCUUAAUUGUGUUCAGAAUUAACAUGUAAUUUGAUAAAUCUGCUUUAAACGAAACUUUUACUAGUAUAUUUAACCUUUGUAAACAAAAACAUGACACAGACCUUGUUUACUCAACAAAGAAUUGUGAGCUCUGCAUCUCUUGUACCUCAACAACUGACAUUCAAUUUUUAGGACACCUGAGUAAACUCAGGUGACCUAUUGCAAUUGGUUGUCGUGGGUUAACAAUUGAGCAUUUUUGACUUCUUAAUAACUACCAUUCCAGUUCUUUUCAAAUUUGGUAUGAAGCAUCAUUUGGGCAAGGGGGACAUAAAUUGUAAAUUUCAGGAUUCCUAGGGGUGGAGCAAAAACUGCCCAAAAUUGACCAAUUUUCAAAAAUCUUCUUUUCAAGAACUGCAAACAUGUGAGAAAAACUAAAUGCAUAGUGAUGUAGAGCAGGAAAGUCUCUACCAAAAUUGUAAAUUUCAUGAUCCCCGAGGUAGGAGUUCUGACCCCCAGGGCAGGGUUAAAUAACAUCUUCUUUAAUGCUAUUGAUACUAAAUGGAUAGAGCAGGUAGUCUUUUACCAAAAUUGUAAAUUUGAUGAUCCCCAGAGUAGGGGUUCUGACCCCAGUGUGGGGCCAAACUAAGUAUAUAGUAUUUAUGUUUAAGUUUGCUGAUGCUGUAUAAAAUUUAAAUGCAUACUUAGGAAUUCAGAAAAGGAUGUACAAAAAAUGGUAAAUUUCACAUCCCAGGGUUAUGAAUUUAGGAUGGGUCCAAAUUAGUCAUAUAUUUUGAUGUUUGAAUGUUAAUACACCUAUUAUAUUAUAUAAAGCCUUUCAUCAGUGUAUGCACUUUUUAGGACAGUGAAGUGUUAAGAACGCAAUCUUGUUUUAUACUGUUGCUGAACAUUAGAAUUUAGCUUAGAUAUUCAGAACAGGAAUUUUUUUUCUAGAUUUCAUAGCCCAUGGGAGUAGUGAUACUUUUUCACUAGUAUUCAGGUGACUGAGAAGGCCUGUGGGCCUCUUGUUUUGCUGUCCAUUAGAAAUACUUAAGUAUUGUAAACAUUAAAAAUGAAAUAAAAAAUAGAAAUUCGAAAACUUUAAGCUCAAAUCGUGUCUAUGCCCCUUUAAAAUAGAUUGCCUACUAUGUAUGGUGUUUAUCUUUAAGAUAAUUUCCUAACCUUAGCUGUAUCGUUCAGGGAUGUGGUAGAUAUGAGAGUUUGAUUCAAUAUGCAGAACUUCUUGCCAAAUAUUCAAAUAGGGAAUGAAUACUGACCCAUACACAGCUCUGUUGCUUGUAUGAGAACCUUCAGGGCUCAUGAAUUAGUGAAAGUGAAGAAAUCAGGUGAUUGGAUGUGGAUCUUGUUUUUGCAUUUUUUAAAUUUUGUUUGUUCUUUUAGCAGGUAGCUAACAAAAGUGAUAAUGUGUGUCUGAUUUUAUUAUCUGUACAUAAAAGUUUAUGAGAGAUUGAGUAAGUACAAUCAAAGUCCUUGGACGAAUAAAUGCUGAUAUUUGUCUA
This is a messenger RNA of Ostrea edulis (European flat oyster), 10171 nucleotides long. RefSeq lists its product as uncharacterized. The record is from RefSeq and is a predicted model, not a curated record. The transcript has 6 exons. Lineage: Eukaryota; Metazoa; Mollusca; Bivalvia; Ostreida; Ostreidae. Bases 135 to 5339 code for a protein of 1734 amino acids.